Molecule: messenger RNA, 2575 nt
Organism: Chinchilla lanigera (long-tailed chinchilla)
Lineage: Eukaryota; Metazoa; Chordata; Mammalia; Rodentia; Chinchillidae
Gene: Il22ra1
Product: interleukin 22 receptor, alpha 1
Exons: 7
Coding region: 83-1822 (579 amino acids)
Molecular function (GO): protein binding
Source: RefSeq, a predicted model, not a curated record
GCCAAGGCGGCAAGGUUUCGCAGCCUGCCCUCUGUGCAGGGCCCGAGUGGAGGCCCGGAAGGCCCCAGGCCUGGCCGGGCCAAUGAAGACACUACUGACCAUCCUAGCUGUCGGAUCCCUGGCUGCUCACAUUGCAGAGGACUCCUCCGAGCUGCUUCAGCACGUGAAAUUCCAGUCCAGCAACUUUGAAAACAUCCUGACGUGGGAGAGUGAGCCGGAGAGCAUCCCCGGCAUGGUCUACAGUGUGGAGUAUAAGACGUACGGAGAGACACAAUGGCUGGCAAAGGCGGGCUGCCAGCAGAUCACCCGGAAGUCCUGCAACCUGACUGUGGAAACGGGCAACCUCACUGAGCUCUACUAUGCCAGGGUCACGGCCGUCACCCCCGGAGGCCGGUCGACCACCAAGAGGACCGAACGGUUCAACUCGCGACAACACACUACCAUCAGACCGCCAGAUGUGACUUGUAUCCCCACAGUGAGAUCCAUUCGGAUGACUAUCCAUCCCACCCUCACCCCUGUGCACUCCGGAGAUGGCCACCGGCUAACCUUGGAGGAGAUUUUCCAAGACCUAUUCUACCACUUGGAGCUCCACGUCAACGGCACCUACCAAAUGCAUCUUGGAGGGAAGCAGCACGAAUACGAGUUCUCUGGCCUGACCCCUGACACGGAAUUUCUUGGGAGCAUCGCGAUUUUGGUUCCAACCUGGUCCAAGGAGAGCGCCCCCUACGUGUGCCGAGUGACGACACUGCCAGACCGGACGUGGACCUACUCCUUCUCGGGCGCCGCACUCUUCUUCCUGGGCAUCCUUGUCACCGUGCUUUGCUACCUGAGCUACCGAUAUAUCACCAAGCCGCCUGUGCCCCCUGACUCCCUGAAUGUCCAGCGAGUGCUGACUUUCCAGCCGCUGCGCUUCAUCCAGGAGCACGUGUUGAUCCCCGCCUUGGACCUCCACAGCCCCAGCAGCCUGGCCCAGCCCCUGCAGUACACCCCGGUCUUCGUCUCCGCUCCCAGAGAGCCGCCAGCAGCCGCACCGCUGUGCAGCCCACCUGAGCUGGCCUACUUAGGGCACUCGGACAUCUCCAUCCUGCGGGCUGCCGGUGUGCCCCCUCCCCAGACGCUCCCUCUGCCGCCGUCCUACGCCCCGAAAGCAGCCCCCGAGGUCGGGCCCCCCUCCUACACUCCACAAGUGGCCCCGGAUGUCAAAGCCCUACUCAACACUCCGCAGGCUGUCUCCCCGGAUCAGCCUCCCUCCUGCGCUCCACAGGCCAGUGACGGAGGACCUGUUUCCUAUGGGGUGUGCCUGGAAAGCUGUGGCACAGAUUCCGCUCCGGGGACACCCCCCAGCCCCCAGCUUCUCAGGCAGGAAGGUCAGCCCCAGAAAGAGGCACCCGUGGGAAGCUGUGUCCCAGGUGACUUCUCUCUGCAGAGAGUGACCUCUGUGACCGUGGAGGAACUCCAAGAGGCAAAGCUGUUCCCUUCGCCCAUGGGGACCUGUACAGACAGAGAACUGGACCUGCUACACAGUGUGGAGCCAGAGAGCCCACCGUACCUACAAGGCCCGCUCUCACUCCUUUCGUCUGUGCAGAUCGAAGGCCAGCCGGUGUCCCUCCCUUUGCACCCUCCCUCCCUCUGCUGCUCCCCCUCUGAGCAGGAGCCACAUCCCUGGGGGCUGCUGGACUCCCUUGUGUGUCCCCAGGAUGAGGUUCUGGUGUCCGAGGCUGAGGCCCUGAGCUCAGGCCCUGGGGCCUUGGAGCUGGAGCCGUCCACGGAGCUGGACUCUCUUUUCCAAGGCUUGGCCCUCACCGUGCAGUGGGAGUCCUGAGAGGAACAGGGCUGGCCUGGGCUUCCUCCAGUCCCCACGGGGAUCUCCUCCUGGGCUGGCAACCUCCUCCCCAACCAUGCCACACAUUCUGCAGCCGGCCCAUAUGGGAGACCAGGGGAAGAGCCAGAGGAAGGGGGACGCGGGCCCGCCAUGGGCGAGCUCCCUGUCAGAGCCGAAAGGCGUGAAGAGGACUCCAGCUGGAGGAGCUCCGGGAAGAUGAGUGACAAGCACACAUGAUAUGAGCGCUCAGAACCUGGCAGUUGGGACAGUCAGGGCACAGGGAGGCACUGCAGGCAAACCCCUGGAGACCCAGGGCCCCAGCUCUGAGGACACUGAGCUCUGGGCUGGCAGAGAGCCUGACCUCAUUCCUGUCCCAUUUCAUAACCCAACUCAGCAGAGAGUGAGGCAUCUGCCCAAGGUGGGAGAAGGAGCCUGCAGUGGCAGGCUGGGCGGAACCAGAGCAACCUGUCCCCUUCUGCCAAGGCCAGAGGCAGCCCAGUGUCAAGACUGCUGGGAGGGAUACAGCUGGGGCUUGUUCUGCACCAGGUCCUGCGCCUGAGGUGGUACCAUUCCAGCUUCUGUCUGCAGGGAAUGCAGUCCAGGGAGCCAGCCACAUAAGCCUUUCCUUCAGGCAGGAGUUUCCAACUUUAUUCUGAGACCUGGAUUGGAAAGGAGCACAGAGCCGGCCGUGGUGGCACAUGCCUGUAAUCCCAGCACUGUGGGAGGCUGAAGCAGGAGGAUUGCAACUUUGAG